GCGGCACGUGCCGCCCCACUCGUCAAACGCAGGCGCAGUCGAACGGGGCGGUACAGCAUGCGCUGUGGCGAACCAGUGAGGGCGGGUUCGCGGCGCAGGCGCACUGGCGACUAACGGAAACGGGGGGUGGGACGGCUGCGCACGCCCUUGGCGCGGAAGAGGGGAGCUGGCGCCUGCGCAGUGCGCUCGGGCGGCGCGGCCCCGCUGACAGCAGGCGGGAGGGGCGGGGGCUGAUGGCGGCCGGGUCCGGAGGCAGGAAGCCCGGCGCCCCGCGAGACGCGGAGUCCGAGGUCUGGUCCCGCCGCGUCAGGGACCUGGUGGGCUCCGGGCCCGGCAAUCGCCUCUGCUUCGAGUGCGGCCAGCGCGGCGUCACCUACGUGGACAUCACGCUGGGCACCUUCGUGUGCACGGGCUGCUCGGGCGCGCUCCGGGGCCUGAACCCCCCGCACCGCGUCAAAUCCAUUUCCAUGACCACCUUCACCGAGCCCGAGGUGCUGUUCCUGCAGGCCCACGGCAAUGAGGCCUGCCGGAAGGUUUGGCUGGGCUCCUUUGAUCCCCGCACGUCGCUGCUCCCAGACUCCAGGGACCCGCAGAAAGUGAAGGAGUUCUUGCAGGAGAAAUAUGAGAAGAAGCGAUGGUAUGUCUCGUCGGAUCAAGCCAGGGGAGCCACCUCCCUGGCCAGCCAGAGCUCCACCCCAGAGGUGAAGCCCCAGCAGACCCUUCUAGGGGAUUCAGGAGCGCUCCUCACAGCUGCCGGAUCCAGCCGGAGCUUGGGCCAGCCCCGCCUGCCGCACCAGCGCACCUCCCAGCCGGCCAAGAAAGCCAGCACGGACCUCCUGGCGGAUAUAGGCGGGGACCCUUUCGCCGCCCCCCAGCCGGCUCCCGCCUUCGCCAUGUUCCCUGCCUUCCCGGGCCAGACUCCAGCCCAUGCUGCCUUUGCCAAUUUUGAUGCCUUUGGGUGCAGCCCAGUAGCGUCGGCAUUCGGGGGGGCAUCGGUGCCAUUCCACACCCAGCCGACAGCCGCAGCCAGUCGGACAGUCCCAGGCGGUUACAGCUUUGCAGGGGGUGCUCAGGUGAGCGGCUUCGGCGCCUCCCCCUCCAGCCACCCUAGCAGUGGGAUCCCGGACAUGGGCGGAGCACCCAGCAGCCUCUUCGGGAGCCUGAGCCAGCCGGCGGCCCGGCCCCCGCCCGGCCCCGUGCCCGCCUAUGGGGCCUACGCCAACCCCUUCGCCCCGCCUGCCGCCCCGCCCGCCCGGCCCAACACCAACCCCUUCCAGCCCAACGGCACUGUGCCAGGUUCCAGUUUUGAUGGGUUUGCUGCAGCCCAGUUGGGGCAGCCGGUCGGGAUCUCCACCAAUCCCUUCAUGACGGCAGCUCCAUCCCCGCCCUUCGUCAUCAAGCAUCCAGCCACCAACCCCUUCUUAUAGCGAGGUGCCCGGACGGCUGCUCUGGGCUGGAAGUGCCCAUCCCCACACACACCCCGCGCCGGCUUCUGGCUGUGCAGCCCUGACGCCGUGGGGAUGGGCUGGAACACGUGCUUUAACUACUGCAAUGGCUUCUAAGGGAACCGGCCCCGAGGAGAGCAGUUCUGGGCCCAGCACCGAGGCAUUCUGGGACUUCUAGUCUCGGUGGGGAUUUUUCAGCAGGGCAUGCUGGGAAAGUGGAGGGGGCAGGAAUGUGGGUCGGGGGUUAGCUGGCUCUUAAGCGGGGUUUGGGAUUCUGCUGGGUCUUGUGGUCCAGAGGGGAACCCCAGGGGAGCUGGAGGCGGGGCAGCAAUGCAUGCUGGGAAAGGGAGCCCUCUCUGCUUCUCCUCCCAAGCAAGAGGGGCUGGGAGCCCUGGGGGGCUCUGCUCUGGGAGGCUGGGCUGUCCCCUUCUGAGCUGCUCUGACCCCACCCCGGUCUAGGCUCUGCCUGAGUGAGAUUCUCCCCACCCAGACCCACUAACACUGCAGCCCCGGCCCCUCCUCGUGGGGUGGAACCCAGGAGUCCUGGCUCCUCACUACCCCUCCCCCCUGCUGUCACCCCAUCCUUGGCCAGUUGCUUCGUCGCAGCCUCCUCCAUUCCAGCCCCCCUACUCCCCAGACAGGGAUGGGGGAACCUGGCCCGGCCUUCAGCCCCCCCGGCUCUGCCUCACGGGCUGCUGGCCCUCGAAUUACUGCCCCCCUCCCCUAUUGGGGGGCUGACCGUAGCCACUGGGCGUCCCAGAUCCCAGCCCCACAACAGCAUCCCCAGCAUGGACUGCCCCCCUGACGGCGUGCACUCAGCGGGGAGGGGGACCCCGAUCUACACCAGGCCUGCACCGAGGGCAGCCCCCCUCUGCUGCAAGCGCUGGGGAGAGAACCCAGGAGUCCUGACUCACAGCCCCCCGGCUCUAAUCCACCAGCCCCCACUCCCCUCCCAGAGCCGGGGAGAGAAUCCAGGUGUCCUGGCUCCCAGCCCCUCCUGCUCUGACCCACCAGCCCCCACUCCCCUCCCAGAACCGGGGAGAGAACCCAGGAGUUUUGGCUCCCAGCCCGCCCUGCUCUAACCCAUCAGCCCCUACUCUCCUCCCAGAGCCGGGGAGAGAACCCAGGCGUCCUGGCUCCCUCCUGCCCCACCAUUUGCUAAUUUCUUUGUCAGUUUCCUCUCCUCUUGGGAUCUUUUUCCUGCCCCUCCAUCCCCAGGACGCCCCCAAAUGCUGCUGCCAAUGGGCAUUCCCCCCCCCCGUGGGAGAUCACUCCCCACUGCUGCUUUGGACAAAUAUCCCCUCGCUCAGCUUCACACCCUCUCCUGGUUGUGGGGGGCCAUGCUUUGUCCCCUCACCCCCCCCCCCCCCCGGAACAAGGGGCCGCGCUGGCAGUAUUUUUCUGAGAGAAAAGUGAAUGAUCUUUUUAAUAUAUAGAGAUGUUUUUGGCGCUGGAAAUGGUUCUCUCGAGAUCGCUCUAUAAAAUCUAUAUUGGACCUUU
Messenger RNA from Trachemys scripta elegans, 2945 nucleotides. RefSeq names its product ArfGAP with FG repeats 2 (gene AGFG2). Gene Ontology annotation, molecular function: GTPase activator activity. The transcript is spliced from 12 exons. Bases 234 to 1427 code for a protein of 397 amino acids. NCBI's taxonomy places the organism in Eukaryota, Metazoa, Chordata, Testudines, Emydidae. The record is from RefSeq and is a predicted model, not a curated record.